ACCGGGCGAUAUCUGCGACACGGAACACCGACCGGACAGCCUACUUGUUCCGAGAUUCAAUGGCGCCCCUCAUCACAGCGCGUUGCAGUGCCGGUCGACCAUCGCUGCUCUGGCUGCUGAUCGUUUGCCUGCUCAAUGACACCGUCAGUGGUAAUGUGGCCACCGGGAGGAAUGAAGUGGAGAGUGCCGUGCAAAUUCAAACACAGAAGAACAACCCGUUCAUCGAAUGGCUCGCGGGACUGAUCGGCAGCCCGGCUCCACCGCCAACGGAGCCACUUACCCCGCCCGAAUCGUGCCCGAUGUGCAAGUGUGGCCGGACCAACCGUUUGACGCGAAUCGUUGGCGGUAUGGAAACGAAAGUCAACCAGUACCCGUGGAUGGCGCUACUAAAGUACGGCGGUACGUUCUACUGCGGCGGAUCACUGAUCAGCGAUCGACACGUCCUAACGGCAGCGCACUGUGUGCACGGCUUCAAUUCCGAAAAGAUCACCGUCGUGAUGAUGGAGCACGACCGUAUCCUGACGACGGAAUCGAAGUUGCUGACGGCCAAAGUGAAGCGAGUGAUCGAGCACAGCGGGUACAACUCGAACAACUACAACAGCGACAUCGCCAUCCUGCUGCUAGGUAGUGUGAUGGAAAUCGACGACAGACUGUGUCCGGUUUGUCUGCCGACGAAGAAGAAACCUUUCUCCGGCUACGACGGUAUCGUCACCGGAUGGGGAGCCACGUCGGAAAAUGGGCCCAUCUCCACCAACCUGCAGGAGGUCACGGUACCGAUCAUGUCGAACGCCGACUGCCGCAAAACGGGCUACGGACCGACGCGGAUCACCGACAACAUGAUGUGCGCCGGGUACAGCGAGGGCAAGAAGGACUCCUGCCAGGGUGACAGCGGUGGCCCGCUGCACGUGAUAAAGCAAAACAGCACCGACAACAUCCAUCAGAUCGCCGGCAUCGUGUCGUGGGGCGAGGGCUGCGCCAAGCCCAACUACCCCGGGGUGUACACGAGGGUGAACCGCUUUGGGUCGUGGAUCCGCAACAACACCGUCGACGGGUGCUACUGCGACGAAGACUAG
Anopheles cruzii is the source of this 1073-nucleotide messenger RNA. RefSeq names its product trypsin-1-like. Gene Ontology annotation, molecular function: serine-type endopeptidase activity. The transcript is spliced from 4 exons. The record is from RefSeq and is a predicted model, not a curated record. NCBI's taxonomy places the organism in Eukaryota, Metazoa, Arthropoda, Insecta, Diptera, Culicidae. The coding region runs from base 60 to 1073 and encodes 337 amino acids. Gene Ontology annotation, biological process: proteolysis.